UUUUAACACGGGAACUAUUAACACGCGUCACUGUUUCUACUGGGAAGCUCUAUCGGGACGGACCAAGAGAGCUGUUACAGAUGCAAUCGCGGCUACUUUUAGCGUGAGCUGCAGCAGCGCGCGCGAGCGAGCGAGAGAGAGAGCGAGAGAGAGAGAGAGAGAAGAAGGGCCGGAGACGUGCUGUCGAUGCUCGCGCUCAGGGAGACGAUGGAGCGCGCCGAGGGAUACGCGUUUACGGCGCUCUGCAGCACCAACUUUCUGGUGGCCUGUCUGCUGUUCGCCACGGUGAGCCGCGAACAAAGGGAGCCCUACAUGGACGAGAUCUUCCACGUACCGCAAGCGCAGAAAUACUGCGAGGGCAGUUUCCAUGAGUGGGACCCCAUGAUCACGACGCUGCCCGGCCUCUACCUGCUCUCCGUGGGGCUGAUCAAGCCGCUCGUGUUGGCCGUGGGCUGGACGGGCAGGGCGGUGUGCUCUACGGCCAUGCUGCGCUUCGUCAACCUGCUCUUCAACUGCGGCAACCUGUACGUGCUGUCGCUCAUCGUGGGCAGACUGCACCCCAAAGACAAGACGCGCAGCGCUUCCCGUCGUGUGCUGUCGGCCCUCGCCCUGUCUACUUUCCCAGUGCUGUACUUCUUCACGUUCCUGUACUACACGGAUGCUGGCUCCACCUUCUUCAGCCUCUUUGCGUACCUCAUGUCCUUGUACGGCAGCCACAAAAUCGCAGCUCUCCUCGGUGCCUGUGCCAUCUUGUUCCGCCAGACCAACAUCAUCUGGGUGGCAUUCUGUGCUGGUUCUGUGGUGGCCUCCAAGAUGGAUGAGGCCUGGAGGACCGAGCGCUCCAAGAAAAAGGAUGAAAAAUCACUCUCCCAAGUGUCACUGUCUGUUAGCGGUGCAGGAAAAGUGCUCCGCUUCUCUGUGGACUAUCUGAUGACCCCCUGCAACACAAAGGCCGUGCUUCUCGUGAUAUGGCCAUAUGUUGCCGUGGCAGUCGGUUUCCUGGGGUUUGUAGUUGUCAAUGGUGGCAUUGUGGUUGGUGACCGGACCAGCCAUGAGGCCUGCCUCAAUUUCCCCCAGCUGUUUUAUUUCUUAGCAUUUACUCUGAUAUUCUCCGCUCCGGUUUCUGUGUCCUAUGGACGAAUCGUGAGCUUUUUGCAUUCUGUGAGAAAGAAACCAUUCAGGUACCUCUUCGUCACUUUCACCUGUUUACUCUUGGUGUGGAAGUUUACCUUCGUUCACAAGUACCUGCUGGCGGACAACAGGCACUACCCUUUCUAUGUGUGGAAGAAGAUCUUCCAGAGGCACGAGUUGGUUCCCUAUCUGCUUGUUCCAGGGUACGUCUUUGCCGCUUGGAACUUUGCAGAAACUCUAAAGUGGAAGUCUCUCUUCUGGAACCUGGCCUUCUUGGUGUGUCUCACUGCAGCCACAGUACCCCAGAAGCUGAUAGAGUUCAGAUAUUUCAUCAUGCCGUACCUAAUGUACCGCCUCCAUGUUCCGCUGCCCUCUGUCUUCAGGCUGCUUCUUGAGCUGGGUUUCUACACUGCUGUAAAUGCAGCUACACUCUACAUCUUCAUCAACAGGACAUUUCAAUGGCCAAACAGUUCAGAUGUGCAAAGAUUUAUGUGGUGAUUAGUGAACUUGCUGACUGAAAAGUUACAUUUCCAAUGUUUUCAAAAAAUUCAGACUAGCAAGAGAAUGUUGAUGGAAAACAGACUUUUAAAAUGCUUUGUACAUGUUUAAGCCAAAAUUAAGCCAUAUGAUGAUCAUUUCAGCAUGUUUUAAUUGCAAGUGUAUUUAUAUGCUGAAACAAAAUAAAAAGAUUAUAAUUUGUACACUUUAGUUUGGAAAAGCAAGGAAUAGCUUGUGGUUCAUAGAUGUUUGUAUUAAUGCAAUACUACAGGGUCUUCAAGUCAAGCACAAAUGUAUAAGCAGUUAAGUGAAUUUUCAUAAAAAGGUAAGUUGUGACAAUUGGGGUUUCUAUAAAUUGCUCAGUAUUUAUACAAGGCUAGCAUUUGAACAAGUUGAAUGUUUACAUCACUUUGUUAAUGGUCUACUGUAUGUUAUAAAUACUAGAUGUGACACUUAUUUACCUGCUGUCUUUUUUUUCCCCACUGUAUAAUUUUGCUAUAUGGCACUCUGAGGUAAGUGUAUUAUGAUGUUCAACUAGAUUUGACAGCGCAGUUUAAAAAGGAAAACUAUCAAUCAUAGCGAUGAGUACAUUAUAUUAAUCUACUCAGUAAGGGAUAAAGUUUGACUUUUACCUAGUUUCAGAAGUUACUUGUGCUCCUCUUAGGACUGGUCGUGUAUUGUAAAAAUUAGGUUAUUGUUUAAUGACUGUUUGAGUUACUAUUCUUUAGUAGAGUGUGCAUUUUGUUGAACUCUACUGCAAUGUUAGAUACUACAAAAUGUAUUC
Messenger RNA from Scleropages formosus (Asian bonytongue), 2413 nucleotides. RefSeq names its product ALG10 alpha-1,2-mannosyltransferase (gene alg10). Gene Ontology annotation, biological process: protein N-linked glycosylation; dolichol-linked oligosaccharide biosynthetic process. The record is from RefSeq and is a predicted model, not a curated record. NCBI's taxonomy places the organism in Eukaryota, Metazoa, Chordata, Actinopteri, Osteoglossiformes, Osteoglossidae. Gene Ontology annotation, molecular function: dolichyl pyrophosphate Glc2Man9GlcNAc2 alpha-1,2-glucosyltransferase activity. The transcript is spliced from 3 exons. Gene Ontology annotation, cellular component: endoplasmic reticulum. Bases 187 to 1629 code for a protein of 480 amino acids.